AUGAAACUGGUACAGAAUUUCAAGAAAGCAAUUAACAUCCUCAGAUUCCUUCUUAGCACACACAGCAACAUUGGUUUCAUAUUGUUCAUCAUUGGAGUUGAAUUGGUCUACGUGUUCGUAGGCAGAAUACUCGAGAAUGUUCGAGAUGAAUUUCUAUCAAAAAAGACAGAAAGAUGGUUUGUAUAUUUUAUAAUGCCAUUGGCCUGUAACGAGGCCAUGUUGAUUCUGAUUGAGCUGAUUGUUGAGUUGUUCAUCCACAGCAUCAGAAACAGUGUUUACAGGGAGAUCAUAAAAUGUAUAAUUUAUUCGGAUAAAAACGAGAACAUCCACCAUUUCAGAGUCCAAUCGAAUGCUACGCUCGAAUUCAUUCGAAACAGAUUCAAAAUAGGCAUACUAAUGGGACAGUACGUGAGCAUAUUCAGACUAAUCAGACACAAAUGGAUAUUUGGAGCACUUUUGGGCGUAUAUUGGUGCAUAAGUGUCCUAUUCGUUUUAUGUAGAGUCCAUUUCAGAAAGAAGAAGGUGGAAGCAAAUGCGAGUCAAGUUCAACACCUGCAGGAGGCAUUGAGACUCAGAAACAUCCUGACAAUUCACAAUUCAAGGGAAUUCAUCUCCAAAAAGUAUCUCGAUUUGCCUGAAUACGAUCAUCAACUUAUUCUUGUGACUGAAUUCCACACUCUUUUCAACAGAUUAAUGAUUUAUUCUGCUGAAAUAUUAAGGGCAUUUAGAAGAAUGAAUAUUGAUCAGAAUACUGCAACAAUUGAUACAAUAUGCGACAACGUGGGAUUCUUCAUCUGUUGUGGAAUACUGGGAACAGUUGUUAGUGAUGCAGUAAGUGAUUUCAGACUCAUUCCAACUGAAUUCAAUAGCAAAAGUCGUCUAUCAAAUCAGGUCAAAUCAGCCAAAAUUGACGUAGAUGAACAGUACAACAAUGAGGUGGCAGUGCUAUCAACUGAGACACUUCUAAAUGACAAAUCAAUAGCGUACAAUUUGAACAACAAUGGAAACGUCUCUUGUAAGAAGCAGUUCAGAAAGCAGCUCGCUACUCACGGAUUUUCUGGCCUAUUUUGUGAAAUUCUAGGCCUGAAAUCAAUUGAUGAAAUAUACAGGAUGAAACCAGAGCGACUGAGUUACGGCCAGAGAAAGACAGUGGCCAUAUUCAGAACACUCCUAACAAAGGCAAAAGUGUACAUUUUGCAUAGGCCAUUUACGGGAAUAGACCCAAAAUACCACCUGAGACUCACCAAUGUCUUUGAUAACUACAACUCUGUCAUCACUGAGUAG
Molecule: messenger RNA, 1284 nt
Organism: Enterospora canceri
Lineage: Eukaryota; Fungi; Microsporidia; Enterocytozoonidae
Source: the annotation of a GenBank genome assembly